Molecule: messenger RNA, 3515 nt
Organism: Toxoplasma gondii ME49
Lineage: Eukaryota; Apicomplexa; Conoidasida; Eucoccidiorida; Sarcocystidae
Product: aldo/keto reductase family oxidoreductase
Exons: 5
Coding region: 865-2418 (517 amino acids)
Molecular function (GO): oxidoreductase activity
Source: RefSeq, a predicted model, not a curated record
GUUGACGCGCACAUCAUCGCUUCUUUACACACGUAAUCUACGUGGUUGCCUGUGCCUCCAAAUAUCCGUGAAACUCGACAGCCCUCCCUGCCGAGAAUGCAACGGGCACACGGGAGAUUCAGCCUUCCUUCUUUAUUUUCUUGUGAAAAGUCUAAAACUUGUCUCCUCGGACUCUGCGCGAAGUACGGAACUCGCCCGGUGGGACGACUGCCGGACGAGGCUGCAGACCUUGUGUCCGCGGACCGUAAUGAGAGGGGCUGUUUCCUCAGCAAAAGAGAGGAACUCCUCGGAGGAAGCGAAAUCUCUGGACGACGUUGGACGGUUGCUUAAAUGCACAUUAAGGUGUAGAGGGAAAAAUGCUUUUUCACUGGCAUUCUUCCGGUGUGCACAGAGAAAUCCCCCUUUUCCGCGACAGCUUCGAUCGACGCCCACUCAAAAUCUCUCGCUGGCGCCUCCCUGUCGACCCGGCUGCCCAGGCACGGUUUUUUCUCACCCUUUUUGGCCAGAAGAUGCGCGUGUUUCUCACUUUUGUCUUUCGAAGAACGCAAACUUUUCUCGCGCUGCGUGAAGAACUCGAGUUUUUACCUUUUUUCGCUCUUCGCCCUCUCUCUGUCUGUCUCGCUGGGUACGCCCGACGCGCGAGACACACACUGCGCGCAGUCUUCCCUCCUCGUCUCGCCAGCUCUGUUGUUCUUGUCGGGCAGCUCCUUUCCGCCAUGCAAGGACCGUCGGAUUUUCUGCAAACUGUGUUGCGGCGUCUUUGAUUUGCUUGUCUCGUUUCAAAACCGGCGCGAGACGAAACAAGUCAGUCCGCGAGGAACUGCAGAGCGGGACUCCACCUGGCGAGUCUCCAAGGUGCCUGGCAUGACACACACACUGAGGCAAGUCGCCGCCCGGCGACAACAGCCUGCCGUUCCUCUCAGCUGGCGCCGCUUCUCGCCUGCCUUCGAGUUUCUCUUUUUACACACAACAACCUCCUUUCUUCUCGACGAACAACGAUCGACUCCACCGCUCCGCACCCUCCGUCUCGACUUCUCUCCUUCUUCUUCCUCUUCUUCUUCCUCUUCUUCCUCCUCCUCGUCUUCUUGCUCUUCUUCCUCUUCCUCCCCUCCUUCUUCUGCUGUGCCUCACCGCGCGUCGUCUGUGCGCUUUUCUUCUUGUCUGGGUCCGUUGUCUCUCUCGUUUGCGUGUCUGUGUCUCUCUCUUCUUCCUCUCGCCCUCGGCGCGGAGGAGACGCGCGCGCCGCUGCAUCAGUCGGCGCUGGAGGCAGUCGCUUCGGCGCCGUCCUUCAAGUUCCUCGUGUGCCUAAGUCUCUCGGCCUUCCUGGCCGCGGGCGUCGUCGUCUCGCUGGGUCGCGCGAUCAAUCCUGUGGAAAUGUCGCGUCUGCCGCCUCUCUCACGCGCGGUCUUCCUCCCCGCCUACGCCCGGCCCUCGCCGGGAGCCCUCGAACUUUCGGGUGUACGUACACCUCCCGGGUCGCCGCCCUCCGCCCUCGGCCGCCGCAGAACCUCCCUGGAGGCGCAGCGGCUACCACGGCGCGAGGACAGUGGCGACGACGCGCCGGAGCGGGAGACAGCGUCUCGCGAAGGCGUCGAGCUUCCGAGACUCCUUUACGGCACUGCGUGGAAGAAAGACAACACGGCGCAACUCGUCAGGCAGGCACUCCUCGCCGGCUUCACUGGCGUCGACACAGCGUGUCAGCCGAAGCACUACGACGAGGCGGGGGUUGGCCGAGGCAUCCAGGAAUUUCUGCGAGAGAAGAACUUGCCCCGGAGCUCGCUUUUUAUUCAAACGAAGUUCACACCUCUCGACGGACAAGACCGCAGCAAGCCGCUCCCCUACGACCCACACGCGCCCGUCCACGAGCAAGUGAAACAGUCGCUUCGGACCUCUCUCGCCAAUUUGCAAGUGGACUUUUUAGACAGCGUGCUGCUGCAUUCGCCGCUGGGGAGUCUGGAGAGAACUCUGGAGGCCUGGCGAGCUCUCGAAGCGGCAGUGGACGAAGGCACCGUCCGCUUGAUCGGAAUAAGCAACUGCUACGACGUCGAGAUGCUCAGACGCCUGCACGCUGCGGCGCGACACAAGCCGAGAGUCCUGCAGAACCGGUUCUACGCAGAGACAGGAUACGACAAAGACCUCCAGAACUUCUGCCUCGAGCAAGGCGUAGUGUACGAGGCCUUCUGGACGCUCACGGCCAAUCCACACAUGCUGCGGUCUGCCGCCGUCCUCAGCGCAGCUCGCGUCUUCCACUGCACUCCGGCGCAGGUUUGGUUCCGAUAUUUGCUCGAGAAAGGCUUGGUGGUUUUGACUGGCACGACGUCUGCACAGCACAUGCGCGAAGACCUCGACGUUCUGGACGUGGACUUCUCUCAAGCUGCCUUCGACGAAAUCGACGCAGAAGUCGAGAAGUUCACCUGAAACGGAAAGCAGACCGGAAAAAGUCGAACCGAAAGACCUGGGAGAGGCAAAGGCGAGAACGAGCCGUGCAGUGAAGAACAAGAAGAAGAUCACGCGAGAGAAGAAGAAAGAGGUCGAGAUGGAGAAGAGCUGUGACAGAGUCGGUGUGGAGACCUCGAACUCCAGGCUCGAGUCCCAGGAAAGGAGGCGAGGACAGAAAGCGAGGAGAGCGUGUGACCGACAAACGUGGAUGGAGAGAGCAAGAGCCAGAAAAAGGGAGGGGUCAAAGCAGAGAAGGAAGUUCAGAAGACGAAGCCUGUGGACUUCCGGCUGCUUUUUCGUCUUCUUUCUCUUUUCAUGCAAUUCUUCCUAUGCAUCGGCUUUCCCUUCCUUCGUCCGUUCUCUCCGUCGAUGCGCUGCUCUCGCGCGUCGUGUGUUCCUGCGACAAAAUGCGUUUGCGAAUGUAGACUGUCUCCUAAUGUAAAGGAUGCGUGAAUGCACACGCGUACCUCUCCGCGUUUGUAUACACCCUGUAUGUGCAUAUAUAUAUAUAUAUAUAUAUAUAUAAAUAUUAUAUAUAUAUAUAUAUAUAUGUAAUGCACAUCUGAGCUUGGAAAACUGGUCUAUGGUGCCUGGCUGUGCGCAGCUGCUUUCCAGAAAUAUGUUUUUUAAUGAAAUGAUAGACAUUUUUGCAAGAGAACGCGCAUCGGUUGCAGAUCCGACCGCGUGCAACUCGUUUGAUUCUUUUCUGGGAGUUUCGCACAACGAAGCAGCCCCGUUCUACAGCAAGAGCGAUAGUUUUUCUCUCCGCAGAGGACCUGCGAGAAAAAGGCGACCCUGUAGAUGUGUGUAUAUGCAUGCAUGCAUAUAAUCAUCAUAAUUUGUGGAAUUAUUUAUAUUUACAUACGGGAUGCAUAUAUAUAUAUAUAUAUAUAUAUAUAUAUAAAUAUAUAUAUAAUUAUAUGCAUGUGUGCGUUUUCAUGCUUGUAUAUGUUGGUGUCGACCCGCGAUGAAGUCGCAAGGCUGCUAGGGAGAGAUGCGUUUUUCUGAAGGAAUUGUUUGUGGGCAUCUGCGCCUCGGAGGCACUGGGCUUCUCCGAAGAGGUUCUUGAAAGUAUU